GUUCUCCCAAGGGAUUCUCCAUAACCUGGGGACCUCCUUCGUAAGGUGUAUUAAUGGCGUGAGCCGUCAGACAGCCAUCCAGUCAUGGCGCUGUGGUGGUGUGCCAAGAUCUUCUGUGGGUUGGCUGCAGCGUGGCUUCCCCUGCUCCUCUCAUCACUGCUAUGGCUAACGAUCUCCCCUGUCCAUGCCAUCCCGUCCUGCCCACGGAGUUGUACCUGUCCAGGCGUUAAAGAGGUCCACUGUACGUUCAGACACCUCACAACCAUACCAAAAACCUUUCCUAAAGACACAGAGAGGCUCAACCUGGGUUACAACAGCCUGACGGAGGUGGAGGGGUCAGAAUUCAGGUCACUACGGCAACUGGAAAUGCUCAUGUUGCAUGGCAAUGACAUUAGCACAGUCCACGCUGGGGCGUUUUACAGCUUGAGAUCACUACAGAUCUUGAAACUGAGUUACAACAAACUAACAUCAGUGAACCCUGGUCUGUUCGAGGGUCUUGUUAGUUUGAUCCGUCUCCAUCUGGACCACAACCUCAUCAACUUUAUAGAGCCAUACACCUUCUCAGGUCUGACCUCCCUAAAACUCCUGCAGCUGGAGGGGAACCUUCUCAAAGAGAUCCACCCUCAUACCUUCAUUACAGUGUCAAUACUAGGAAGCUUUUGGACCUCUGGACUCAAACACUUAUACCUGUCGGACAAUCUGUUGGAGCAGCUUCCUGCCGCAGCACUGAAUACAGCUCCCAGGCUCGAGCUCCUCUCUCUGCAUGGUAACCCUUGGACCUGUGACUGUCAACUCCACUGGCUGAUAGAGUGGGGCUCCACACAUGAAGGUGUAAUAAAGUGUAAGAAGGAACGGGAGUCAGGCUCCAGUGAGACUUGCCCCCAGUGCUUCUCUCCUCAACCCCUGAACGGGACCCUCUUGCUAGGAUUGACUCCAGACAAGCUUACCUGUGAACGGCCAGCUCUUCGCUCCACCCUCAAACAGUGGGACAAUCCUUUGUGGGCUGAAUCUGAAGCAGACCCUGACCUCCCAUACACCCGUGACUUUGAAAAGCCUUUAGGCUACCUGACCAUCGUUCUCUCUGACAGCCAUGGAAACAGUGCUCAUGUGGCAUGUGAUGUGCGCCACCCUGGAGACAGUUCACCUAUGACUUGGACAGUAAAUCCACGUUCACCUGGGGAGUUAUCUGUCAAUGUAUCACUAGUGACUGUCCUUGAGUGUGAGAUUGAUCGGGAGACGUUGCAAAAUCUGUGGCAAUUGGUUGCAUAUUACUACGAAAGCCCUGCUAUCUUGGAGAGAGGUCAACAAAGAGGUAACAACAGCAGAGCAACUUAUCAAUAUUCCCAAGCUGUGAAUGAAAAUUCGCCAUAUUUCACAGAAUUAAAAGGUUAUUUGGUAGGAGAACCCUCAUGGCUGCUUCAACCCAGAGUCACUUUAAGGCUCAAUAGAAAGCAGACAACAACCAAGAAACUGGUGAUGGAUUUCACCACAGUAAUUACCAAGCACAUCAACAGCCAUGGAGGGCAGGAAGACAAUGACCUUACUUCUUCCUGGGCACUGAUUCGCCGUGGGACAGCAGGGCGAGUUCAGACUGCUCUUGAGGGUUCAAAGGUUAACUUAGAAUGCAGUAUUGUGACUUCAGAUCAGGAGGUGAAAGUGGAGUGGAUAUUUCCUGAUUUGUCAAUUGUGGAAGAAGCAACUGAUAAAAUAGAGAUUUCGGAGACAGGGGCACUUAUAAUUAGGAAUGCCACACAGUCUGACUCAGGCCUCUACCACUGUAUGAUCAGAACCAAAGCUGGUGUGGAUUUAAUGCCCUUGAGGCUCACCAUCAAAGAACGCUCACUCAGCCCCACUGCUUUCAAUGGUCAGAAAAUUGUUGUAGAAAGAGGACACUCAUUGUCUCUCCCUUGUGAGGUGACCGCAGUCCAGCCCAGUCAAACUAUGUGGUACCUGCCCAAAAACCAAAUGCUUCUUCCCACACAACAGACAAGAAGGGCAGAAGUAACAGAAAAUGGGACUUUGGUGGUAAGGAAGAUGACACAAGAUGAUGCAGGGGAAUACAGCUGUUUGGCCUCAAAUCUGUAUGGAGUUGACAUGCUAUCACACAUGGUGGAAGUCACAGGGGAAAAGGCCUCUGAAAAAUCCAAAGUACAGACAGAGAGAGAGCAGCCAAUCUUACCGGUUAGUGCAGAAGAAGGAGAGGGUUCAGGGGGAGAUUACCAAGAAAUUAUACGUCCUUUUGCUACACAGUUCCCUAAGAGGGUAGGAACACAACAAAAGAAUCCUAAUGGGUUUUCAAAAAGGAUAAGAAUGAAAGAUUCAAAGAGAAAACCUAAUAAAUCUGUAAAGGAAAUAGAUCCAAAUCGCUGGGCAGAGAUUUUGGCUAAAGCUAAUGCUAAACCAAGUGUUGCUCUGCCUACAGAGCAGUCACUACCAGAGCCCAGCACUGUCCAAUCAAGUCCGUCUAAACCUGCCCCUACAACUACCACCCCUACUACUGCUAGCACUUUCCCAUAUGCUACUAUUCCUAAUAUUAGGAUACAGCCAACAGAAUUUUCCUUUACCACAAGAACUAAGACUGAAACUCAUUCAACAGAGAAGAAAGGGGAGAAAGGUAAGGAGUCUGAAACAUUGAAAACACAACCAAAGGUUUUACAGCCUCCGCCUCCGCCUCCCAGAAGCACAGAAUCAUCCAUACACCGUGUUGGUGCGAUCACAGAAAAAUCAAAAGCUAUCACAGACUCUCCUGUUGCUGAAAUGCCUCAGCCAGUCGAACAGGCAGAAAAUAAGCACUUCGGAGAGGGGAGAAGAAAUUCCAACUUUCUUCCCAGUCGGCCAAACAGGAGAAGGCCACCUUAUAGACGAAGAAAACCACCAAUGAGAAGAGUCCAUCCGCACCUAAACCCAUUCUACCACUCAUCAAACAAGCCCCAAACAACUGUACCCCCACCAACAACUACCAUACCAACAACGACCACAACUACAACUACUACUACUACUACUACAACUACUACCACUACUACUACUACAACACCUGCUCCAACCACAGUCACAACUGCUGAGUAUGAGACAGAGGAAGAUGAAGGUGAAUUUUAUGAAGAAUAUAAUUACAAAGAUAGUGACAGUGUGGAUGAAACAGAAAAAUCAAACACUGAAACCCCUGAUACCAUUCAUGAUCUUGACAGAGAAAAAGAUACCCAUGUAGGUAGCUCUGCAGAUAGACAUAAUUUACCUAAUCCGAAUACAAUUGUUAUUCCAAAGCUAGAAAGUACCCCUCAUCCAACUGAACGGACCGUUCAGGAAAAGGAGACAGACACUGUAAACCUAAACCAAUUGGAGAGACAGAGGGUGGAGAUUAGAAAACAAACUGAAGAAAAGGGCAGAGAUAAUAAAAAUCUUGGAAGAGAGAGUGAGAGGGAGGUUAUAACAGCAAUGGAAGGGCAAGAAAACCACAAAAUAGACACAGAGGGCAGUGAAAGAGAUGCAGAAAAACCUAAAAAGGAGUGGGUUACACAGAACUACAAUACGUGGGAUAGCAUCCGGUUAACGACCCAAAAUAGACUACGACCUCACACUCGACCUUCACUGGAACAAAAUACACCAAGCCGAGAAAAAACCUCAUCUUCCAAAGUCAUUACUUCACAUUCAACAAGAGGCAGAACAGGACAAGACAUUACCCAGAAGGAAAAUACAGAAGUGGAUAAGCCAAAAGCAAAGCCUGAGAUCCACAGUUUUCCCAUUAUAGAGCCAGUUCACCCCUGGCUGCACCAGUACAACCAGGGAAAGGGGCAAACCACCUCUUCCCAGACAUCACAAACAGACCAAGAAAGAAACACUGGAAAACAGGAUGAAGUGAAUCCAGACCGGCAUUCCCAGUUUCCCAGCAUACCCCCGACCUCCCGCUGGCCUUCACAUCAUCAUCAUCAUCACAACCCCCUUUACCCUUCCUGGCCAGGUCAAAGGUCAUUUCCUCAUCCCAGGCAUGGUACUGGGUCACACCCUGUGCCCACGCAUCAACCGUGGCCUUUGCCCCACCCCUGGGUUCAAAGCCCGGUUGUCACCAACAGACCAGAGAUCACAGCUGAAACAGUGAAGCCCACACCUACAGUUUCUGGAUCAUCUGGAAACUCUAGCUUCACAAUCUCCAGUCCCCACCUGAGGCAUAAUUUUCAUCAAAAUCAUCAUGUUGAUAGCAGGACCCAAACCAGAGAUCAACUGUUUCUAUCAAGGCUGAGGAACAGAUACAGACAGGCACAGCUCGAUCGCAUCGCUCAGCUAGGGAGGAGGGUAACACCCAAACCUCGCACUAGCUACCACAAUCCCCCAUCCCCCAUCACACAGAAACCCAGCCCUCCAUCCCCACACAGACCCCACAACCCCAGACUACUAGCACCCCCUGUGUCCUUCACCCUGCAACCUCCAAACCCUGCUAAACAUUCAUCAUCCUCAUUCUCUGGUUUCAUCCCAACCCCUCGCUCUCAGCACCCCACCACUCCAGGGUAUGGAGGUCAGUGGCCUGUUGGAGCAGGACGAAUCAGCUCUCGGGGUCCCACAGCUGCACCUCCUUUCCCAUGGGUAUUGGGAGCUGGGGCUGGUGGGGUGAAGCCCCGCAUAACCACGGUAACCACAGCUAGUGUGUCAGUGCUGGCGGAGAGUGAUGUGGUUCUGCCCUGCAAAGCAACAGGGAAUCCCGAACCCAACAUCGCAUGGACCAAAGUCUCCACAGGUGCCACCAUCCCAGCCAACAGCAAGCAUGGUCCCCGUUUUGAAGUCUUCAAAAAUGGAACUUUUGUUAUCAAAAAAGUCCAGCUUCAGGAUAGAGGCCAGUACCUCUGCACGGCCCAGAAUGGGUUUGGAUCGGAUCGUGUGGUGGUCACCUUAGCAGUCCAGACUGAGGCACCUAAGAUCCAACCUCCCAAGUCCACAGAGAUAGCAAUCUACUUAGGAAAAAGUGUGACUCUUGACUGCCUUGCUUCUGGAAAACCACCAGCCCAAAUUUCAUGGAUUCUUCCAGACAGAACAUUUGUUCGUGAAAUCGGGACUGUUCGCACCCUCCUUUCUCCAAUAUCUCUGCUUCAAAAUGGAACCCUGCAAAUGCGUUCUGCCAAUUUCUCUAGUAAAGGGGACUAUAAAUGUAUCGCAAGCAAUGCAGCAGGUGCUGAUACAAUUACUUAUCAUCUCCAUGUGGCAGCUUUGCCUCCAAGCAUCAAUGAAGGAGCAAUGGAUACUGUCAUCAUCCAGCCAGGCAGGAACGUAUAUGUCCAUUGCUCUGCAAAGGGUGAACCAGUGCCUGCUCUGAAAUGGAUACUCCCAGCAGGUGUCCAUGUGAAGCCAUCACAGUUUCUGGGACGCAGGCUCUUUGUCUUCCCUAACGGGACACUUUAUUUGAAGAGUGUUUCACCAGCUGAUGCAGGGGGGUACGAGUGUGUAGCCGCUAACACUGUAGGCAUUGCCAAAAGAACCGUCCAGCUGGAGGUGAGGGCAGAUUCCCCCUCCUUCACCCGCCAGCCUCCUCCUCUUCCCAUCCCUCCAAACCACCGCCAUACUGUGCCAUCCCGCCAGCAUUCUGUCUCAGCUAUGUACGGUUCUGCUGUCUACCUCCACUGCCCAGAGUCUACUGGAUCCACAAGAGGGACCAUUUGGCAGCUACCCUCCAAGACCAUCAUGGAACAUAGAUACAGUCCAGAGAGACCAAUUAAAGUUUUCCAUAAUGGGACUCUGAGGAUACUUCAGCUAACAGAGUUGGAUGGUGGAAAUUAUCUGUGUGUCUUUCAGCGGCCCAAUGGGGAGGACAUGGAGCUUUUCCAGGUGGAGGUCUUAAUGACACCUCCCAGAAUUGAACAUGUGAGGACUGCACAGACCAGGGUCACCUUUGGAGAAAAUUUUCAGGUGGACUGUGUUGCAACAGGCCUCCCAGAUCCGGAAGUUUCCUGGAGUCUUCCAGAUGGAACCUUAAUCAACAACGCCCUUCAGUCGGAUGACAGCGGCCUUCGCAACCGCCGCUAUGUUAUUUUUGGCAAUGGCACUUUACUUCUCCAGCAGAUGGGCAAAAAAGACGAGGGCGACUACACUUGUUAUGCCAAAAAUAAACUGGGCAAAGAUGAAAGAAAAGUGAGCGUCACAGUGGGACCGAAUGCUCCACAAAUUCGAUUAAAAUCACAAUCACUGGUGACAGUGAAGUUGGGAGAGUCAGGUAAAUUGAAUUGUCAAGCAACAGGGGAGCCUACACCAAGAAUCAUGUGGAUCUCACCACGAAAUGAUGUGAUACCGAUGUCAUCAGACAAAUUUCAGAUUAUGGACAAUGGGAUGUUAGUGGUGAAGAAAGUGACGCUUGCUGAUGAAGGGAAAUAUGCAUGUGUGGCACAAAAUUCUGCUGGUGAUGAUGUUAAAAACAUGAAACUUGAGGUUGAACCUCAGCAACCCUUUAUCAAUGGCAUAAAAGGGAAGAGCACCACAAAGGUUUGGGGGGUUUCCUACCAAACAGCUCUUUUGGAUUGCAGGGUGGAAGGGAAACCUGAACCAAGAGUCUGGUGGGUUACUCCUUAUGGCCACUCGCUCCAUACACCCUACCUCGGUGGUCGUUUCCAAGUCCACCAAAAUGGGAGCUUGGAGGUGAGAGGGGUGAGGAAAACAGAUGAAGGGAGAUACAUGUGUCUGGCCAAAAACCAUCUGGGUGAAGCCUCACUUUUAGUUGAAUUAGAUGUUGCAUCACUAGCUGAGAAACCAAGUUUUGCUGUUCCCAAUAUUGAAAUCUUACCAAUAAAGCAAGACGGUGGGGAACUGAUCCUGGAGUGCCCUGCUCGUGGCAAGCCAAACCCCGAGUUUGUAUGGGUGCUACCCAAUGGGACAAUGUUAAUGCCUGGUGUUAGACUCCAACGCUUCACCCAUCAUCUGGGUAAUGGGACUCUACAGAUCUCUCAACCAGUUGCAAGUGAUAAGGGAGUAUACCGGUGUCUAGCAAAGAAUGUAGCAGGACAAGCAGAGAAACGUUAUGCACUGGAGGCGGGCAGGAAGCCAGUGAUCAGAGGAUCUACAGGUGGGAUGAAGAUCACCUAUGGCCACAACCUCAAUUUGCCUUGCACUGUGGAUGGCUGGCCACAGGCAUCAAUUGUGUGGACCCUACCCAACGGCCUUGUUUUGGACAAGCCUCAAACCAUUGGUCGAAUAUCCUUCCUCGCCAAUGGGACCCUCCAGCUCAGACAAGUUGCCACCUUUGACAAGGGGACAUACAUCUGUAAAGCCUCCAACUCUUUUGGCUUGUCAACACUAUCCUACCCAAUUGCAGUCAUGGUUUUUCCACCACACAUCACCAAUACGCUGGCCUCCAUCACCAGAGUCAACCGAGGGUCACCAGUGACAUUGAAUUGUGUUGCGACCGGUAUUCCCAAGCCAGAUAUUUCGUGGACGUUGCCUGGACGCACCACGCUGGUUCCACAUAACCGGUUCACAGUGCAGGGAGGGAUCCACAUGACAGAGGAGGGCAGUCUGGUCAUACAGAACCCCGUGCUCAUGAACUCUGGUAUUUACAAAUGCAAUGCUAAAAACGCCCUUGGAACAGAUUUUAAAUCUACAUACCUACAAGUGGUCUGAGUGACAGUUACCAAGUUUAUUUUGAAUUAAGAAACUCUCACAGCAGAAUUAAGACUGGAUGAGGAUUUGUCCAUCAGGAUUUAAGUAUCUGUAUAACUGCUACAAUGAGGAUGGAGACAGCUUUACAUCUGUCCAACUGUAGGCAGCUUGAGGUAUGAACAAUGAAGUUUUAUAUUUGGACUUUACAGCAAAUUGUCACCUGGAGUGCUUUGUGUGACUGCAGUUUUGUCAAGUUGUGGUGCAAAUAUUACAGAAGUCUUUUAAAACUAGAGUUGACCUGAUCAGUGCCCUCUCAGAUGUGCCUCUCAUGCAGUAACUUCACAUUCCAUAAAGUUGUACUUUACAGUACAAAUUAUACUUAACAGUACAAUUUUACUUUAACAUGAUGUUGUUUGUUCUGCAAACAAAAUAUGUGAGGACUCUGCUCUCUAGGGAUUGCUAUAUUUAAAUAUGAUAUGUACCCCUUGGAUGUAGAAUCAUCCGUCUGCUGGUGAAUUACAAUUUAGACGGUGAUUUCAAAUAUACUGUACGUGAUAAAUUAACAAAUGUUCAUGUUACAGAAAAAUUACCUUUGCAGACACCUUGCAGUCCCACAGACAUUUUAUUUUGGAGUUUACAACACAGUUGAAAUUUUACAACCUCACAAUUUUGACAGUAAAGAAGAGUGGCAUGUCAAGUCUCAUGUGGGUCUGUAAUAUAUGCUCAUAAAGUGCCAUAUUUCUUUUAGUGAGCAAUGACUCUUUCCUGUGAGAAUACAAAUACCCCCUAUUGCCGAUUUACAGUGUGUACCAGCAAUUUGUUUACUGUAUGUAUCAAUGUCAUUUAUUCAUGCUCAUAAUGGUGGGAAAACAAUAGAUUGUAAUAGCUACAUUGUCAGACAACACUAACUAUUAAAAAUUGAGAAGCACCAAUACAAAACAAAGGUGCACAUAAUGAAUAUGUAAGUUUAUAAUUUAUAAGUAAAGAAAUAAAAUAUACAGGUAUAUAUUGUUGUUUUUCAGCCUUGCUAGUGGCAUGGCUCAAGGAAUGGCAGUCUCGGUUGGUCAGUCCACCACUUUUGUCCAGCCUGAAAUAUCUCAACAGCUUUUGAAUGGAUUACCAUUAAAUUGUCCCCAGAGGAUGAAUCAAAUUCACUUUGGUGAUCCUCUGGUCUUUCUUUUAGUGCCACUAGCAGUAAUUUUUCACUUAUUGUAUCAUGUAUAGUAUUGUAUAGUGGAAUAGCUUUACUGAUUUGAUUUAGUGGAUGACAAAAUUUGGUACAGUAAAAGUAAAAGUUAAAUGUUAAAGUAAAUAAAGCCUAAUGCAGAUUAAUAUUAUGAGUAUUCACAAAUGUUCCCCAAAUCUUCUUUGAAGAUAUGCGUAGGUGUUACUAUGUUAUAAACUGGAGUCUGUGUGGGGUUUUUAGAGGUAAAGUCAUUUUCUGUCUUAUGUUUGGUGUUCAGUCUAGAGGUCAUGUUAAUGUCAUAAGGAACGUGUCAAAAAGAAUAUUCAAGUAAAUUUUGUGUUUACAGGAAUGUGUGAUUUAUGAUAGUGUGCACCACUCUCUGGCGCUUUAUUAAUACACCGGUGAUAAUUUUCUACCAUUUCCUUACAGGACGUUCCCAUACUAGCAAACA
Molecule: messenger RNA, 9206 nt
Organism: Thunnus maccoyii (southern bluefin tuna)
Lineage: Eukaryota; Metazoa; Chordata; Actinopteri; Scombriformes; Scombridae
Product: matrix-remodeling-associated protein 5
Exons: 17
Coding region: 85-7590 (2501 amino acids)
Cellular component (GO): extracellular region
Molecular function (GO): protein binding
Source: RefSeq, a predicted model, not a curated record